Cuscuta europaea is the source of this 8212-nucleotide messenger RNA. NCBI's taxonomy places the organism in Eukaryota, Viridiplantae, Streptophyta, Magnoliopsida, Solanales, Convolvulaceae. The record is from the annotation of a GenBank genome assembly.
ACCUUAUCAUUAUAUUGCCUUAAUCCAUCUUCCUCCACACAUAAGCUCGGACCAACUUCUCUCUAAACAUCCCAGAAACAUUUCAUCCUCCUUCUCUCUUCAUUUCUCAACCCCAAAUCAUCAACCCAUCUUCAACCAUAACUAAUCACUUUCUCAUCCAAGAUUAAGUCAAGAUUAGCAUCAAAGCUCCAAGGAUUGUCAUCUAUCACAAGUUUGAUCUUCCUUAUCUCAUUAAAUCUUGUACUUUAAUCAUGUAUUCAUCUAUUUCUAUGUUUCCCAACAUGUAUAGCUAAAUAAAUUUGGGGCUAGAAAUUGGUUAAUUAAUUGUUCUUAUCAUGUUUUAAUUUGUAUUGAUUUUAAUUGUUAAGUUUGUUCUAUUUAGAUUGUUGUGUCCAAAAAAUUAAUUAUAUUGUGUUUGUGAUAUAUAUUAUGAGUACUCAAUCAUAAACAUAUUGUUUGUUAAAUACACAAAUGAACACUUUCUGAACACACCGUUAAACUUCUUUUACCUUGUCCCGGAUUGAAGUUUUACGGGAGAAUUUAAUUAUUUAAUUAUAUUAUUUACACCACGGGGUUGGGUAAAUAAUAUAGUUAAUAAUUAAGGUUGUCGUUGCACUUAAACAACUAGUCUCGUUUUGGCCAUCACUGGAAAAUGUUGACUAGUUACUUAUUUUAGGUGACUUGUGUUGGGUCCUAAAAUAUUUAUCUACAACUUCUCACAAUCUAUCUAAGAAUAAAAUUAGCAAUUAUGUCUUACAAAUGAGCAUUGAACAAUUAGUUGCCAAUUUCUACCCCUACUUGCUAUUGGUUGAACUUUGUGUUGAUAAAAAUCUCUUCUCUCAAUCACUUUUAUUUAAUUACUUUUCCAAGCAAACAAAAAUCAAAAGAAACGCAUUCCCAACUUUAAUCCUUAGUUUGCGCUUAAUUAUUUUAUUUCCCGCUUCUCUGUGGUUCGACACCCUACUUCCUUGGGUAAAAAAAAUAGUUGUGUGCCCAUUAUAUGCUACACACCAACUUGGCGCCGUUGCCGGGGAAGCGGUUUUGAAAAAAAAAUUGAGAGCAUAAACUUUCGAUUUUAGUUAUUGUAAAUUGUGUGUAUAUUAUUUUGUUGUUAUCUUUUUACCUUUGCAAGUAAAAAAAAAGUGAUUAAUUAAAGUUCAAAAAAAAAUAAAAAAAAAAAAUAAAAAAAAAAUCGAAAAAAAAAAUGGACUGUGAUUAAUCAUCUUACCUGAGCAUUGGAGUUGGACUUGUUGACUGAACAUAUCUGGACAUUCAGACCAUUGAACAUAUUUUUACAUUUUAAUUAAAAGGAUACUCCGCAUAUAUGGUCGGACCGCUUACUUGUACAUUAUAAUUCAAAGGAUACUCCGCCUAUAUGGUCGGACCGUUUAUUUUUCUUUUUAUGGUGGUUCAAACCCCAACUUUUUAAUUUCUGCACUUUAAUUAUCGCAAUUUAAUUUGUGCACUUAUAUUAUCGCAAUUUAAUUUCCGCACUUUAAUUUCAGCAUUUUUUUUAAAUUUUGCAUCCCCAAGCUUGUAGGCCGUGUCCACUUGUUGGUGGAGUGCACUUUUUAUUUUUAUUUUUUUUUCUUAAUAAUCCCCAGACUGUCGGCAUAGCUGCAUCUUGGUGGAGACUGUAUUUAUUACUGUAGCUAUUUUUUUUCUUCCCUCAAAUCACCAUAUCUGUCGGCCUAGCCGCAUCCUGGUGAAUUACUGUAUAUAUUCAUACUGCUUUAAGGGCUCACUAGUCUUAUUCGGUUUAUACCAAUUGACUACGUGCGAACCUUAAUUAAUUAAUUAAUUCCGCAUUUAUUUUUUCUUUUCAUCUCUCUCUCUCUCUUUCCCCAAUCCCAAUUCCCUUCUGCUUAUGCUCACACGUUCACGUGGUGCGAAUUGUGAAUUGUUAUUCUUCUCUGACAUUGAAAAGCACAUACGUGAACAGAAAAAAAUAAAAAAAAUGUCAAACGAUAUUGUUGUUAAUGAGCAGGUACCCGAUCAACAAAUCGUGGAUCAGGUUAUGAGGACCAGAAAACCGCUGUAUGAUUAUGUUACGCCUCCCGUGGAUGAGCAUGACAUUGUUAUUCCACCAGAGGUUAACAUGAAUCACUUUGAAAUCAAGCCUGCUAUCAUUCAUAUGGUUUCAAAUACUCAAUUUGGCGGAGCGCCAACGGAGGAUCCAAAUAAUCACAUCACAAAGUUCCUUCGAGCUUGCAACACCUUCAAAAUCAAUGGUGUGCCAACUGAUGCUGUCAAACUACGCCUGUUCCCAUUCUCUCUACGAGAUCGAGCUCAGAGUUGGCUUGACUCUUUUCCGGAUAAUCACUUCUCCACUUGGGAUCAACUUCAUGGUGAAUUUCUCAAAAGAUUUUCCCCCCCAUCUAAAACGGCGAAAAUCCGAAGAAUGAUUCAAAAUUUCAAGCAAAAUCCCAAUGAGCCCCUCUACGAGGCUUGGGAAAGAUUCAAAGAUCUUCAGCGACAGUGUCCACAUCAUAACAUCCAAAACUGGCACUUGAUGACAGCUUUCUAUGAAGGCCUACAUGAAAAUUCUCGGAUACUCGUGGACGCGUCAGCAAAUGGAUCAUUCAUGUGCCUGGAACUUGAAGAGGCAGAAGAAUUGAUGGAGCGUAUUUCAUCAAAUGGAUCAACAUGGUAUUCUGAGCGAUCAUCUGCUCCACCAAAAAUCGGAGGCAUGUAUGAAGUUGAUCAAAUGUCGGCCAUAACCACAAAGGUCGAUAGCAUGAUGAAUCUUAUCCAAAAGAUGGCACAAGUCUCUCUUGUGCAAAACUCAACAUCAACUCCAGCUCCCAUUCCCGUUCUUAUGUGUGAAUCUUGCGGUGGACAACACAAUCAGUCUACUUGUCCAUGGGAAGCAAUGGAACAAGUUGACUAUGUCAACUACAACAGGCAGCCCCAACAAAAUCAAUUUGGUAAUUUCAAUCCUCAAGGAAGAAACCAUCCCGGUUUUUCCUGGAGCAAUCAAAAUGGAGCUGCUAAUCCACAACCAUCUUACCGGAGUGCACCACCCGGUUUCCAAAACCAACAACAGCAAUUCAGAGGUGGCCAAGGUAUUGUGAACCAGCAACACUAUAAACCCACUCAGAAUCUUCCAUACCCUUCAAAUCAACAGCAAAAACCACUUCUCCCCACUCCUGAAACAACCCAAACUCCUGUCUUAGAAAACAUUGUUGACCAACUUCUCAAGUCCCAAUUAUCUCAAGCUGAAACCCUGAAACAAAUCACCGAAGAACUUGGUCAACUUCGAGCUCACAACAAGAUGCUUGAGAAUCAAAUUGCUAAUCAAGCAUCCACAUCAUCAACUAAGGUGACAGGUAAGCUUCCUGCUUAUCCUGAAAACCCUAGGGAGCAAAUCAAUGUCGUCACUACUCGGAGUGGGAAACAACAUCAAUCCUUUCCCCUUUCUAGUGAUGAACAAGAACAUGAAGUGUUGGAGGAAAGGGCCGAGCAACAACAGAAAGGUGGAAACAACAACAAUGAACUUGAUGUCGGUACCAUGCCGAAAUCAUCUGAUGAUCGUGAAGGGUCGAAGAAAGAAAAAAGCAGUUUGGUAAGGAAAUAUAUUCCCCCAGUUCCUUAUCCGAACAGAUUGAAGAAAGCUAAUAUGGAGGAGCGGAGAACUAAAUUUUUGAAUGUUAUCAAACAGAUGGAUAUCUCAAUUCCUUUGCUUGAUGCCAUUACAGAAAUUCCUUCAUAUGCUAAAUUUCUCAAAGAUGUUCUCACAAAGAAGAAGGAGAAUCCAGCCACUGUUGCAAUGAGCCAAGAAUGUAGUGCCAUAAUCCAAAAUAAGAUCACACCCAAGUUACAUGAUCCUGGAAGCUUCUCAAUUCCAUGUAUCAUUGGUGGAUCUAAAGUUAACAAAGCUCUUUGUGAUCUUGGUGCAAGUGUUAGCUUAAUUCCUUACUCACUAUGUCAAAAGCUACACUUGGGGGAUCCCAAACCAACAACAAUGGCAUUACAAUUGGCUGAUCGAUCUGUCAAAUAUCCUAUUGGCAUUCUUGAAGAUGUUCCUAUCAAAAUUGACAAAUAUUAUAUCCCAGGAGACUUUGUUGUCUUGGAUAUGGAAGAAGAUGCCCGAGUUCCUGUUAUUCUCGGGAGACCCUUUCUAGCUACGGCAGGAGCAAUUAUAAACGUCAAAAAAGGCACCCUUAUCCUUGAGAUUGGGGAUGAUAAGAUCGAAUUCAAUAUAAAAGAGCUGAGUAAGGAUACACCAUGUGUCCUUGAUGGUUACUAUGCUGAUGUUAUAGACUCUUGUACUACUAAUACAUUUGAUGAGUCAUAUCAGCUUUCUAAAGAUCCCAUGGAGUACACCAUACGAGAAUCUAUUGCAGAUGAGCAAGCCAAUGAAAUGGUGAAUUUAUGUCUCGAAAUUUUGCAAAGCAUAUGUUUACUGAUGCCUAAAGCACUUAAAUUUGAAGUGCUUAAUCUUGAAGAUCAAUCCUUGAAUAUCAAAGGAAAACCACCCAAAGUGAGAGACAAAAGGCAACUUCUGUGUAUUGCCUCACUGCUCCGAAAUAUGAAUGAAGAGGCAUGGGUCAAGCUAAUGACCUUAAACGAGCGCUUCUUGGGAGGCAACCCAAGUUUGUAAAUUUAAAAAAAAAAACAAAAAAAAAGCAACAAAAAAAUGUCUAGAUUUUUGUUUUUGGACUCUAAAGGGGCCACAUCCGCUCGAAAAGACAUCUCAACAUCAUCCGUCCGCAAUUCAGGGAAGUUUUCUUUACACUCCUUUAAUUUAUUUUCCACUGAGGACAGUGCAAAUUUUAAGUGUGGGGGAGUGGGUAGUUCGACCCUAAUUUCUUGUGUGAAUAUUUUUUCUAUUUCCUUGCUUGUUUGUGUGAUUUUAUUUUCUUUUAUUUUUAUUUUUGUGUGUUUGUUUGGAAAAGUAAAGACUAGUCUUGUCCAAAAUACAACAAUAGACAAACAACACAUUAGUUUACACUUUUUGUUACUAGUUACUUCCAUAACUUUUUAAAAUUAUUCAUUCACCUCUUUUGACGAAAUGUGGUUUGAGUUUGAGAAGUGUCACUAUAAUUUUUUGAGAGUAACUUAGUAUUAGCUUUGAACUUGAUUCUUUUUAACACUUUAACAUUAAACACCUUAGAUUUUAUUUUUCCAAUUUAUUGGUUAAUAGUUGAAUUAGUGAAAGUUUAUGCAGAUUAAGAUGUUCUUACAUUUAUUCUCCUUGAAAUUUUAUUUGAACUUGACACAUUUAGAAAUGAUUUAGGCCAUCUUUGUUUACCCAUGAAGCCAAACACUAUCCCUUUGUAAAUAAAUAACACUUUCCAUAGUAAUCUCGUUCGAGCCUUUUCAGUGUACAAGUGUAAAAUAUCUUACUUCACUUGUUACUAAUUCUUUUUUAUUUGUAACCUUGUAAAUACAUAACCUUCUGAAGCCCUAUCCAAAGUUAAUCUUUUCUAAUCCUAGAGUAGAUUGUCUUGUUACUUGAGAGUAAAUAAAUGGAGCUACUAUUAAGUGUCAUAUGAGUGAAGUACAGAUUUGUUUGUAAAUUUUGGGGUUAGUUUUUCAUUGUAAUGUUCAGUGUGUGCCCUCUUUGAAAAAAAAAAUCAAAAAAAAAAGAAAAAAAAAGAGGGAAAAUUGAAAGAAAAAAAAAAAAAAAAAAAGAGGCACAUUGAAUUCUUGUUGUAAUUUCUUUUGUAAAACUCCAUUUUUUACUUUUCAUGUUUAUAUUUCUCAUUGUUUUGUAUGCUCCAAGUUUUUGUAAAUUCUUGUGAUGAUCCGCUCAGUAUUAGUACAAUCUAACUCUCUCUGUAUAUUCUUACACCAAACUUUCCUUCCAACUAGCCACACUCAUUAAUCUCGUCACUCACCGAAAAAGGUCCUAAUUGAUCUAUUUGUGUCAUUUUUUGAAUUUAGCGGAUUGGAGAAACUUGUUCUGCAUAACCCGAACUAAUUUAGAUCUAUAGGUGUUUGUGUUAAAAAUUUGAUUUGAAAAUCUUAGUGAUAGGCAAUAAUACUCCGUUUACUCUCAAUGCGUUAUUUUGUGACAUUUCAGGGUAUUGGACCGUUUAGUGGACAUUAGAGGUGGAUAUGUGAUUUAUUUAGUUAUGUUUGUAAAUCUUAUCAAAUUGUGUAUAUUUUUGUGUUUGUUUUUUGUUUUACUUGAGGACAAGCAAAAGCCUAAGUGUGGGGGAUUUGAUAUGGUUAUAUUUUACACACUUUUUAGGCUUAGUUUGUUGUUAAUUUUAGUUAUUAAAGUUGUACUUAUGUACAUAUUUUUAUUAUUUGUCGUUAAUUUGUAUUAGUGUGGUAUUAUGCGGGUAUUUUGUAUUUUCAGGUACUUUUGAUGCUAUUUUGAUACAUUAGAGUGAACAAAAGAAGAAAAUAAAAGUUCAAGUUGGAGGUCAAUAAAAGUGGAAUUUCCUUCAAAACAAAUAAGGAGUGAAUUGAAGAAAAGAAGCAAAAAUAAAAAUGGUGGAGCUGGGAUUCGAUCCCUAGAGAAAGGGUAAAGGAAUGUCUACUACAACCAGUGUGCUAAGUGAUCAAUGUUGUACAUAUUCAGCUGACAAUUUUUAUAUUCCUUCUGAUCGCGGCAAAGAAAAGAACAAAAUGUUGAAGCUGAGAAUCGAUCCAACGAUCUCCAAGUUUUCCACUGAAACGCUUGUCCAUUGAGCUACCUACCACUGUUGGAAUUUUACUGCGCUUUGUUGUACAUAAACUCAUCUGUUCCGUAAAUUCCAGCAAUUAAUGAUUAAUCACCUUAUCAUUAUAUUGCCUUAAUCCAUCUUCCUCCACACAUAAGCUCGGACCAACUUCUCUCUAAACAUCCCAGAAACAUUUCAUCCUCCUUCUCUCUUCAUUUCUCAACCCCAAAUCAUCAACCCAUCUUCAACCAUAACUAAUCACUUUCUCAUCCAAGAUUAAGUCAAGAUUAGCAUCAAAGCUCCAAGGAUUGUCAUCUAUCACAAGUUUGAUCUUCCUUAUCUCAUUAAAUCUUGUACUUUAAUCAUGUAUUCAUCUAUUUCUAUGUUUCCCAACAUGUAUAGCUAAAUAAAUUUGGGGCUAGAAAUUGGUUAAUUAAUUGUUCUUAUCAUGUUUUAAUUUGUAUUGAUUUUAAUUGUUAAGUUUGUUCUAUUUAGAUUGUUGUGUCCAGAAAAUUAAUUAUAUUGUGUUUGUGAUAUAUAUUAUGAGUACUCAAUCAUAAACAUAUUGUUUGUUAAAUACACAAAUGAACACUUUCUGAACACACCGUUAAACUUCUUUUACCUUGUCCCGGAUUGAAGUUUUACGGGAGAAUUUAAUUAUUUAAUUAUAUUAUUUACACCACGGGGUUGGGUAAAUAAUAUAGUUAAUAAUUAAGGUUGUCGUUGCACUUAAACAACUACUCUCGUUUUGGCCAUCACUGGGAAAUGUUGACUAGUUACUUAUUUUAGGUGACUUGUGUUGGGUCCUAAAAUAUUUAUCUACAACUUCUCACAAUCUAUCUAAGAAUAAAAUUAGCAAUUAUGUCUUACAAAUGAGCAUUGAACAAUUAGUUGCCAAUUUCUACCCCUACUUGCUAUUGGUUGAACUUUGUGUUGAUAAAAAUCUCUUCUCUCAAUCACUUUUAUUUAAUUACUUUUCCAAGCAAACAAAAAUCAAAAGAAACGCAUUCCCAACUUUAAUCCUUAGUUUGCGCUUAAUUAUUUUAUUUCCCGCUUCUCUGUGGUUCGACACCCUACUUCCUUGGGUAAAAAAAAUAGUUGUGUGCCCAUUAUAUGCUACACACCAUCACUCCUUCAGAAGCCCACGACUUCACAACGGGCACACCCCUCGGGAACACUCAGCCUUCAAACACAUUGAGGACCACGUAACCCCCGGGGAGCACACCAUCAUCAAAGGCUGCCCCCCACUCGUCAACAAACAACGGACCCCUCGACAGAACAGGAAAUAUCACCUACAUUCAACGCACCCUCAUUCUCAUGAAUUGGGGGCUCCCCUCCGGCAUCCCCCAGGAUAUCAAAAGCGAGCCUUCGGCAAAGCAACACACGCGCCUUUAGACAGGGAUAGCCUUCGGCAAAAAUAUUUCCACUCAUUUCCGACCAGGGUUUUACCUUUUCGACUCAUCAUUGGGGAAAUUCGGUGCACUCUUUUUCCCUCAUUGGAAUUUUUUCCCAUAGGGUUUUUUCCAUAGAGGUUUUUAACGAGGCAUCCCCCCAAAAUGAAACGAAAAGUGUCACCCCUCCGCUUCAGAUUGCAG